Messenger RNA from Marasmius oreades (fairy-ring Marasmius), 1542 nucleotides. RefSeq lists its product as uncharacterized. Gene Ontology annotation, biological process: DNA integration; DNA recombination. The record is from RefSeq and is a predicted model, not a curated record. The coding region runs from base 1 to 1542 and encodes 513 amino acids. The transcript is spliced from 7 exons. NCBI's taxonomy places the organism in Eukaryota, Fungi, Basidiomycota, Agaricomycetes, Agaricales, Marasmiaceae. Gene Ontology annotation, molecular function: DNA binding.
AUGGCUAACCACUCGAAAACUGACGGAGAUGCUGCCAACCCUACAACAACCUCUAUCAGCUCAAUCCACGUGACGUCACUCAACACCGUUACGACAGUUUUUGCAGGGCUUCAAAAAGUUGUGUUGGAAUACGACCCCGCCGAUGAGGCCUUUCUCAACACUGUCACAGAUGAUCUUGAUGGGGAGCGGGAGGCACUCGAAGAGGCUAGAGAUGGAGGUCACGGCUCAGACCAGGCUUCUGUCGUCAAUCCCCCUCGCCAAGAUAUCGUUGGUGGAGUUUCCAGCUCCAGUGUUGUGCCAAUUGAGGACGACGAUGGGGAUGGAGAUGUUGUCAUGGUCAAUGCCAAAAGUACAGACAAACCCGACCUUGGUGUGAUCAAAGAGUUUUCAAAGGGUGUUAGCGACGGUACACUUGCGGGCUACCUCAGCCUCAUCAAACAGCUGGAAAAGUGGAUUCAAGAACACGAUCUCAUCCCAAAAGAUGAGACCUUCUUCCGAGCUGACCCUCAUGAAGACGCCCCUUCCAUGAUCGCUGCAUGGAUAAUGGAUUCAUGCGACACGGUCAAACUUGACGGGACUGUCCGCCCCAAGUCCGAAGUCCGGAAGUCAUACAGCCAUGCACAGAAAAUGCGUGCAGCAGCAACCUUUGGUUUCGGUCACUUACAUAGUCUUGGUAAUGUAACGUGGCAGCAAAGUGAGGUUACAGGUAAAAUGCGUGGAAACCCUUCAGUUUCUCAACAGGUAUCGCUGUACAUGAUCAGUUUACAUCGGCGAAAAGUGAAAGCAGGAGAAGAAGCAACAAGUGCCCGUGCGAUCACUGCUGAUAUAAUUCAAAAAAUGUACAAUCACAAUGUUCAGAAAGAGCUAUGGAACCCUCCUCCCCCUCAAUUUACCCGAUCGCCACAACCACUACCUACCCAGAAAAGAUCAGAGAAAGUUUUCCUCGGUCCUCGUUUCCGUCGCCUACUCCACUUAGCAUACACCAUCGCCUUCCUAUGUCUAUUGCGAGUUGACGAGGUCCUCAACAUCACAUUCAAUCAGGUUGAGGUAGUUCAACACGAAAACGGCAAGACUUUCAUGUAUGUAACAUUACCAUAUCGGAAAACUGCUCAGGGACACCUGUGCCCAGUACGAGCAUAUGCUGAAUGGGUAGAUGUAUUGGGUGAGGAUGUCGGCUUCAUUUUCCGUAAGAUCAAGGAAGGUGACCGGACUGGUCCUGUGGACGAAGCUAUGACAUCUCAACAGUUCCUCGAGGGCUUUCGCCACAAUCUGCUCGACAUUGGCAUAGAUCCAGCACCAUACGGAACCCAUUCUUUCCGUCGUGGAGGAUGCCAAUGGCUUUCGGCGGAUCUUAGAUGGCCGUAUAUCAAGAUUUGUCAGUGGGGAGGGUGGAGUACUGAGCUCACAAAUGCAACAAUUGUUAAGUAUCUUGUUUCCUGGAAUGACGAUCCGAUGUAUCCGCGUGAAGAUUUUUUCGAUUUUGACAAGUCAGGUGUACGUUGUCCAACGUGUGGCCGUUCUUGUUUGUGCUGGGGUCGUUAA